Myotis brandtii (Brandt's bat) is the source of this 2927-nucleotide messenger RNA. It is a transcript of the gene ADAM11, whose product is annotated as ADAM metallopeptidase domain 11. The coding region runs from base 1 to 2382 and encodes 793 amino acids. The record is from RefSeq and is a predicted model, not a curated record. Gene Ontology annotation, biological process: proteolysis. The transcript is spliced from 27 exons. Gene Ontology annotation, molecular function: metalloendopeptidase activity. Lineage: Eukaryota; Metazoa; Chordata; Mammalia; Chiroptera; Vespertilionidae.
AUGUGGUCAGAUGAGGGCCAAGAUGCCUGCUUAGAGCUGGGAACUCAGGAAGAUGAGGAACUCUCGGGGGCCAAGGACCAUAAGAUUGAGCCUCCACUGGAGCUGGCCCAGAACUAUGGCCUUGUCUCCCCAGGUCUUGGGACCUGGGGUCCUGCUGGAGUUCUGCGUUGGAGGGUCGCACCUCAGUUGUGGGGCCCAGAAGUGCCUGAGGUCACCGAGCCCAGCCGCCUGGUGGGGGAGAGCUCCGGGGGAGAAGUCCGGAAGCAGCAGUUGGACACCAGGGUCCGCCAGGAGCCACCCGGUGGCCCCCCUGUCCACCUGGCCCAGGUGAGUUUCGUCAUCCCAGCCUUCAACUCCAACUUCACUCUGGACCUGGAGCUGAACCAUCACCUUCUCUCCUCCAAAUACGUGGAGCGCCAUUUCAGCCGCGAGGGGACAACCCAGCGGAGCACGGGGGCGGGAGACCACUGCUAUUACCAGGGGCGGCUCCGAGGGAACCCCCACUCCUUUGCUGCUCUCUCCACCUGCCAAGGGCUGCAUGGGGUCUUCUCGGACGGGAACUUCACCUACAUCGUGGAGCCCAGAGAGAUGGCCGGGCCUCGGGAAGCCCCCCGGGGACCACAUCCCCACCUCAUUUACCGGACCCCUCUCCUCCCAGCCCCCAUUGGAUGCAGGGAACCAGACUGCCUGUUCGCCGCCCCUGCCCGUUCUGCUCCUCCUGACCGGCCGAGGCUGAGAAGGAAAAGGCAGGUCCGCCGGGGCCACCCUACAGUGCACAGUGAGACCAAGUAUGUGGAGCUGAUCGUGAUCAACGACCACCAGCUGUUUGAGCAGAUGCGACAGUCCGUGGUCCUCACCAGCAACUUUGCCAAGUCCGUGGUGAACCUGGCUGAUGUGAUGUACAAGGAACAGCUCAAUACCCGGAUAGUGCUGGUUGCCAUGGAAACGUGGGCAGACGGGGACAAGAUCCAGGUGCAGGAUGACCUCCUGGAGACCCUGGCUCGUCUCAUGGUCUAUCGGCGGGAGGGCCUGCCUGAGCCCAGCGAUGCCACCCACCUCUUCUCGGGCAGGACUUUCCAGAGCACCAGUAGUGGGGCUGCCUACGUGGGAGGCAUCUGCUCUCUGUCCAGGGGUGGGGGUGUGAAUGAGUACGACAAUAUGGGGGCCAUGGCAGUGACCCUGGCCCAGACGCUGGGGCAAAACCUGGGCAUGAUGUGGAAUAAACACCGGAGCUCAGCAGGGGACUGCAAGUGUCCGGACAACUGGCUGGGCUGCAUCAUGGAGGACACUGGGUUCUACCUGCCCCGCAAGUUCUCGCGCUGCAGCAUCGAUGAGUACAACCAGUUUCUGCAGGAGGGCGGCGGGAGCUGCCUCUUCAACAAGCCCCUCAAGCUGCUGGACCCCCCUGAGUGCGGAAACGGCUUCGUGGAGGCAGGGGAGGAGUGCGAUUGCGGUUCUGUGCAGGAGUGCAGCCGAGCGGGCGGGAACUGUUGCAAGAAGUGCACCCUGACUCACGACGCCAUGUGCAGCGACGGGCUCUGCUGUCGCCGCUGCAAGUACGAGCCGCGGGGUGUGUCCUGCCGAGAGGCCGUGAAUGAGUGCGACAUCGCGGAGACCUGCACUGGCGACUCUAGUCAGUGUCCCCCCAACCUACACAAACUGGACGGUUACUACUGUGAUCAUGAACAGGGCCGCUGCUACGGAGGUCGAUGCAAAACCCGGGACCGGCAGUGCCAAGCCCUGUGGGGCCACGUGGCUGCCGAUCGCUUCUGCUAUGAGAAGCUGAACGUGGAGGGGACCGAGCGUGGCAACUGUGGGCGCAAGGGAUCCGGCUGGGUCCAGUGCAAUAAGCAGGACGUGCUCUGUGGCUUCCUCCUCUGCGUCAAUAUCUCCGGAGCGCCUCGGCUGGGGGACCUGGGAGGAGACAUCAGCAGUGUCACCUUCUACCACCAGGGCAAGGAGCUAGACUGCAGGGGUGGCCAUGUGCAGCUGGCCGAUGGCUCAGACCUGAGCUACGUGGAGGACGGCACAGCCUGUGGGCCCAACAUGCUGUGCCUGGAUCACCGCUGCCUGCCAGCCUCUGCUUUCAACUUCAGCACCUGCCCGGGCAGUGGGGAGCGCCGCAUCUGCUCCCACCACGGGGUCUGCAGCAACGAAGGGAAGUGCAUCUGCCAGCCAGAUUGGACGGGCAAAGACUGCAGUAUUCACAACCCCCUGCCGACGUCUCCGCCCACGGGGGAGACGGAGAAAUAUAAGGGUCCCAGCGGCACCAACAUCAUCAUUGGCUCCAUUGCCGGGGCUGUCCUGGUUGCAGCCAUCGUCCUGGGCGGCACAGGCUGGGGAUUUAAAAACAUCCGACGAGGAAGGUCCGGAGGUGCCUAAGUGCCACCCCUCCCUCCGAGCCUGGCGCCCACAUCUCAGCCAUGAACUAGGAGGCUGCCUCCUCCCAGCCAUGGAGGGAGGCACCAUGCAAUGUCUUCCGGGCCCAAGCCUUCCAACUCCUGGCCCCAUGGGGGUGUGGGUGGGGGGCCGUGGCCCUGCCCUUCACACCAUCAGGGUGGACCAUGCCAGGGCCACUGCCCUCGUGGUCCCCCACCCCACCUCAUGUGGCUUUGGCCUUGCACACCAACUCUCCCUGUGUGAAUGUAGCUUCCAUCAUCAGAUUGCCACAGCUCAGGCGGUGAGGGAGGGCUAGAGCGAUGCCCCAGGGGGCAUGGCCUGGGAUGGCCCCUCCUCAGAGCCAGGCAGCUGGGACAGGGUUUUAGCUUUCUGGGACUUGGGGAGAGGGGGCUGACAUCUACUUUAAAAAAACAAAACAAAACUGAAUCUUAACUGAUGAAUGUAACUCUGGGGGUGCUGGGGCCAGGCAGUUCUGGGGAUGUUUUGAAAUCUGUGGGAGGAACUGAGGCAUGGCCAUCCCCUGGGAU